Homarus americanus (American lobster) is the source of this 1449-nucleotide messenger RNA. RefSeq lists its product as uncharacterized. The record is from RefSeq and is a predicted model, not a curated record. Bases 1 to 1449 code for a protein of 482 amino acids. The transcript is spliced from 3 exons. NCBI's taxonomy places the organism in Eukaryota, Metazoa, Arthropoda, Malacostraca, Decapoda, Nephropidae.
AUGACGUCACCAUCUUCCCCGCAGAUGACGUUCUCCAACAAACUCACCGCUGCAGUCGGAGGUAGUAGAAAGGAUGGCCUCUACAGACCCCAAAAACCACGUUCAGUCAUCAUCUACCCCUUCGUCACCAUUUACCACUACGUCAUCAUCUACCCUUAUUUCAUUAACUACAUCUAUAUAAUCAUCUACCUCUCUAUCAUCAUCUACCGCUGUCUUCAUCUACCUCUACGUCAUCAUCUACAUCUACAUCACCAUCUACCACUGUCUUCAUCUACCUCUACGUCAUCAUCUACCUAUACAUCAUCACCUACCGCUAUGUCUUCAUCUACCUCUACGUCAACAUCUACCCUUACUUCAUCAUCUAAAUCUACGUCAUCAUCUACCUCUAUUUCAUCAUCUACCUCAACGUCAUCAUCUACCCUUAAGAUAUCAUCUACCUCGACGUCAUCAUCUACCCCUAAGACAUCAUCUACCUUAACGUCAUCAUCUACCCCUAAGACAUCAUCUACCUUAACGUCAUCAUCUACCCCUAAGACAUCAUCUACCUUAACGUCAUCAUCUACCCCUAAGACAUCAUCUACCUCGACGUCAUCAUCUACCCCUAAGACAUCAUCUACCUUAACGUCAUCAUCUCCCUCUACGUCAUCAUCUACCUUAACGUCAUCAUCUACCCCUAAGACAUCAUCUACCUCUACGUUAUCAUCUACCUCUACGUCAUCAUCUACCUUAACGUCAUCAUCUACCCCUAUGUCAUCAUCUACCCCUAAGACAUCAUCUACCUCUACGUUAUCAUCUACCUCUACGUCAUCAUCUACCUUAACGUCAUCAUCUACCCUAGACAUCAUCUGCUCUACGUUAUCAUCUACUCUACACUCAUCUACCUUAACGUCAUCAUUUUACCCUAAUACAUCAUCUACCUUAACGUCAUCAUCUACCCCUAUGUCAUCAUCUACCCCUAAGACAUCAUCUACCUCUACGUUAUCAUCUACCUCUACGUCAUCAUCUACCUUAACGUCAUCAUCUACCCCUAUGUCAUCAUCUACCCCUAAGACAUCAUCUACCUCUACAUUAUCAUCUACCUCUACGUCAUCAUCUCUCCCUACGUUUUCAUCUACCUCAACGUCAUCAUCUACCCCAAUGUCAUCAUCUACCUCUAAGACAUCAUCUACCUUAACGUCAUCAUUUACCCCUAAUACAUCAUCUACCUUAACGUCAUCAUCUACCCCUAUUUCAUCAUCUUCCUCUACAUCAUCAUCUACCUCUACGUUAUCAUCUACCUCAACGUCAUCAUCUACCCCUAUGUCAUCAUCUACCUCAACGUCACCAUUUUCCCCUAUGUCACCAUUUACCUCCACAUCAUCAUCUACCCCUACGUCAGCAUCUACAUCUACAUCAAUAUCUACUCUUAUGUUACCAUUUACCUCUAUAUCAUCAUCUACCUCUGUAUAA